Rhodamnia argentea is the source of this 2624-nucleotide messenger RNA. Its product is annotated as protein POLLENLESS 3-LIKE 1-like. The record is from RefSeq and is a predicted model, not a curated record. Gene Ontology annotation, molecular function: protein binding. The transcript is spliced from 6 exons. Bases 172 to 2175 code for a protein of 667 amino acids. Lineage: Eukaryota; Viridiplantae; Streptophyta; Magnoliopsida; Myrtales; Myrtaceae.
UUUCAAUUGCUCUGCACAAUUCUCACUCGUCUUUUUCACUUCCUUUCUUUCCUAAGAUCGACGAUAAAGCUUUCUCUGCAAGGAGGAAUCUUGAUCUUGUCUCGCGCUGUUGGUUUGUGAUAAAAAAGAUAGCGAGAGAGCCGAGCAUUUGGUCGCGCAAAUUCCCUGAUCAUGUGGGGCAACAGGGAGAAUUUCCCAGCGAGGGGCUACUUCACCCCUCAGCCACCGAAGCGGGCUGCGCGGCCGCCAGUUUCACCGGUGACGAUGACGGUGCCGAUGUCGGAGAGGAAGCGGUCCUCGCCGGAUCUCUUCCACAUCGUUCACAAAGUGCCUCCCGGGGACUCUCCCUACGUCAAGGCCAAGAGAGUCCAAUUAAUAGACAAGGAUCCGAGUAAGGCCAUCUCUCUGUUCUGGGCCGCUAUAAACGCGGGGGAUCGAGUUGACAGUGCGCUGAAGGACAUGGCGAUCAUCAUGAAACAGCUGAAUCGGUCGGACGAGGCGAUCGAAGCCAUCAAGUCUUUCCGCCAUCUCUGCCCCUUCGAUUCUCAGGAAUCUCUCGACAAUGUGCUGAUAGAGCUCUACAAGAGGUCUGGACGGAUCGAAGAAGAGAUCGAAAUGCUUCAGCACAAACUGCGGCUCAUUGAAGAAGGGAAGGGGUUCAGCGCGAGCCGUACAAAGACAGCAAGAUCACAAGGGAAGAAAAUCCAAGUGACAAGGGAACAAGAGAGAUCAAGGAUACUAGGGAACUUAGCCUGGGCUCACUUGCAGCUAAGCAAUUAUGAGAUCACCGAAGGACUUUACCGGGAAGCUUUGUCUCUGGAGCCAGAUAAGAAUAAGCAGUGCAACUUGGCAAUCUGUUUGAUGCAUAUGAACAAAAUAGCCGAAGCAAAAGCAGUACUGGAUGCAGUCAGAGGUUCCUGCUGCAUUAGGGACAUGGAUGAUUCCUAUGCUAAAUCUUUCGAUCGCGCCCUUCAGAUGCUGAAUGAGAUCGAAUUGCCAUCAAUUAGGCAGAACGAAGGCCAUCAUAAGGAGAGUAAUAAUUCAAGGGAGAGCACUUGCAUUACCGAACGGGUUAUCAACCGUGGACCUCAGUCACUCGCCUCAACAACCAUUGCAAAUGGACAUGGAGAAGAUACAUGGAUCUUAAAUGAGAGAAACGGUGUGCUAUCCCGAGGCAAAGCUCGGUCACCUUCAGAAACCAUAUUCUGUGAUAACUGGAGAGAAGUUCCCCACUUUGGAACUCCACUGAGAUAUGUCUCACUGGGAAAUCUCCAUGCCAAGGAAAACUGUUUUGAGGCAAAUAAGGCGGGUCGGAGUUCCUCGAGCAAGAGUGUAUAUGCUUCACCGGCUUUUGUUAAGAGAACUAUCGAAUUUUCUACCGGGGAAUCAAGGAGGCAUACAUGUAGGAGCUUACAUGCUUCCCCGGCUUCAUUUAGAGAAACGGAAUCCAAGUCGAAGGCUACUUCAACUGGAGAGACGAAAAUCAGCGGAAAUUGUUCUGCAGCAAUAGCCGAGCCAAAGAAUUAUGAUGAUAACAUGAUUCACAGCAUAGCCACUAAUGCAUCCAGCAAGGGAGAUCCUGCCAAAUUGGUCAAAACUUCCACCAACGACAUCAAAGAUUCUAGUGGGAAGAGCUUCUGGGUAGAUAAGCAUAAGAAGAGUUGGGCCGAUAUGGCUGAGGAAGAGGAACAAGAUCUGACUGAUCCUCCUGUGCACCUGUGGGACAACUCGCCUCAGAAACCUUCUCCUUUCCGAACUCCGACAAAGAGCUCCCGCAUUGCGGAUCACGAAGAUGAAGAGGGGUUCAAUGAUGAGAAUCUAGAUAUCAACAUUGCAGGUCAUUCUUCGUCCCAUGAACAGUGGACUCUGACCGAGAAUUUAAGCCGGACUUUGACAUUUUCCAAUCUAGAAUGUGGCUCUAAGUCGCAGACGGUGGAUAUUUCAUCAGGGACCUCGGGCCGCUCAGCAGUUCGACGCUCUUUGAACUUCAGUCAGAUCCAGAAACAGGAACUAGACUCGGUCAUUCUAUUAGAGUCCAAGAAGGCAGAUGAUGGCUCUCUUCAAGGAAACAACCGGGUUUCUGAUGCCGUGCCUGCGAAGAGAGUAGGACAACCGAGGAGGAAGAGACUGCAGGUCUUUCAGGACAUAACACGCCUUCCUCCUCACACCACAUGAACUACACAUAAUCCAAGAAUUUGAUUGAUCUUUCAAGGUCUUCUUCCUCAUAAGUUCAGUUGGGUGUGCCUUGUUCGUUCUUGCUGUCAUUCAUCUUCCUUUCUUGGAAUUAGUUAUUUCUUAUUUGCUCGAUUCUCAGGAUUAAGUUCGGGUUCAGCAUGAUUGCUUCCCUUCCAAGACUCCGAGUUCCCAAAACUUAGGACAGUCAUCGGUUCUUAGCACAAACAUUCGUUGAGCUGAGUCGUUCGACCCCUACAAAUGAUCGGUCGAAGAUAUCUAGUGUCGUCACCCCUGUCGCCAGCGCGAGUUUGGAUCACCAAGCUGAGAUGCACAGAACGAGGGCCUCUUCAAAAUGAGGCACGCGGCGGCUUCUGGGAACCUUGUAAUUUUGCUGAUGACUCUCGUGGCUGCUAUUGAUCAUGUUCUUCCCAUGAAUCUUCCUCUCUAAA